Exaiptasia diaphana is the source of this 883-nucleotide messenger RNA. RefSeq lists its product as uncharacterized. The record is from RefSeq and is a predicted model, not a curated record. Lineage: Eukaryota; Metazoa; Cnidaria; Anthozoa; Actiniaria; Aiptasiidae. The transcript has 2 exons. Bases 64 to 609 code for a protein of 181 amino acids. Gene Ontology annotation, biological process: intracellular signal transduction.
CAUGUCGGUUUGUUAUUGUUUUCGUCGAAGGCGGACAACGAACCAAAAUACAACGUAAAAAAAAUGGCUUUCCUGGUCGAUAUAAACCACCAAAUCGAGGAUUUCUUCAUCCCGGAGGGUGAGGUAUAUGGCGAAUGCGAAGAUUGUGGUGAAAUAACGGCAAGUUGGCAGUUAGAACAGUGUCAAUACGGAUUUUGUGGCCGGUUUUCUUGCCGACAGUGUAGCUACAGUUGUGCGCGUUGUGGCACUUUCAAUCCUCGUUCAGUUUCCCUCUGUAACAGACAUACAAACGUUGCUUAUCCUGUCUGCAGUGAGUGUAAUCAACGUUUCUGUGAUGAAUGUACAAGUAUUCGAGUUAAAAAGUGUACCACUUGCAAAGCCCAUGURUGCACCAAGUGCAUGGAAAAARAUGCUAAUUCGGACAAAGAAUCUUACAAAUGUGGAAAGUGCUGUUCAAAAGUGCUCAGACCUUUGCAGGAAAUUUGCCGGACAACCAUAAGGGCCUCUAUAGGACUGGUACAAGAAACCUCUACCACAAGGGACAUAAACAAGAAUGUACAAAGUCUUCCUCUCCCAAAUAUGGUCAAGAAUUUUGUGUGCUUURAAUAAUGGAUUAAUACACAACUAUAUUUUCCUCGCAGACAUUUUUUAUGAGCUCCUGUCCCAGGGAGACCUCAGUAAAAAAAGUCUAGAGCACUAAAAUAAUAAUAGUAUAUCAAUAUGAAUUAAAUAGCGUCCCUCAAUUGUAGAUUUUAUUAGUUCAUAGCAAAAUUUAUUGGUUUAUAGCAGAUAGAUACAGCCUUUUGCAAAAAUUUAAUGAGAAUUGUUGAAAUAUCUAAAUAUCAUAAUAUCAAGUGCAUGAUGGGUAAUCCCGGGCGAUGCC